Cutaneotrichosporon cavernicola is the source of this 1983-nucleotide messenger RNA. RefSeq lists its product as uncharacterized. The transcript is spliced from 4 exons. Gene Ontology annotation, biological process: mitochondrial glycyl-tRNA aminoacylation. Lineage: Eukaryota; Fungi; Basidiomycota; Tremellomycetes; Trichosporonales; Trichosporonaceae. The record is from RefSeq and is a predicted model, not a curated record. Gene Ontology annotation, molecular function: glycine-tRNA ligase activity; ATP binding. The coding region runs from base 1 to 1983 and encodes 660 amino acids. Gene Ontology annotation, cellular component: cytoplasm; mitochondrion.
AUGGCCCCCGCACAAGUCGUCAACCGGACGGCGCACGCCUUUGACAAGACCAACCUCGACGCUGUCCUCGCGCGCCGCUUCUUCUAUGCGCCCGCGUUUGAGAUCUACGGCGGCGUCGCUGGUCUGUACGACUAUGGACCGACUGGCUCGUCGCUCCAAGCCAACAUCCUCGACGCAUGGCGUAAGCACUACAUCAUCGAGGAGGACAUGCUCGAGCUCGACACGACGAUCCUGACUCUGUCCGAGGUUCUCAAGACUUCGGGCCACGUUGACAAGUUCACGGACUGGAUGGUCAAGGACGUCAAGAACGGCGAGAUCUACCGUGCUGACCACCUCGUCGAGGCCGUCAUCGAGAGCCGCCUCAAGGGUGACAAGGAGGCGCGCGGCGUCAAAGAAGACCCCGAGGCUGCCAAGGAGGAGGACGAGAAGAAGAAGAAGAAGAAGUCCAAGGUUAAGAGCACGGCCGUCAAGCUCGACGACGAGGUCGUUAUCGAGUACGAAACCGUGCUCGCUCAGAUCGACAACUACACCGGCGACGACCUCCACGCGUUGAUCAAGAAGUACAACAUUACAAACCCCACCACUGGCAACGACCUCUCCGUGCCCGUCGAGUUCAACCUCAUGUUCGAGUCCAACAUUGGCCCCACUGGCCACAUCAAGGGCUACCUCCGGCCCGAGACUGCGCAGGGCCACUUUGUCAACUUUGCGCGCCUGCUCGAGUUUAACAACGGCCGUGUGCCAUUUGCGUCUGCGCAGAUCGGCAAGUCGUUCCGUAACGAAAUCUCGCCCCGCCAGGGCCUGCUCCGUGUGCGCGAGUUUACCAUGGCCGAGAUUGAGCACUUUGUCGACCCCGCAGACAAGAACCACGUCCGCUUCAACGAGGUCAAGGACAUUGUCCUCGCGCUCCUUCCCAAGGACGUGCAGAUGGAGGGCAAGACGGACAUUACGCACAUGACCGUUGGCGACGCGGUCGGCAAGGGCAUUGUUGACAACGAGACCCUCGGCUACUUCCUUGCGCGGACGCAGCUCUUCCUCACCAAGAUUGGUAUCGACCCUAAGCGCAUGCGCCUCAGGCAGCACAUGGGCAACGAGAUGGCCCACUACGCCACCGACUGCUGGGACUUUGAGAUUCAGUCGUCACACGGCUGGAUCGAGUGUGUCGGCUGCGCCGACCGUUCGGCGUACGACCUGUCGGUCCACCAGGCCCGCACCAAGCAGCCCCUCCGUGUGCAGCAGCGCCUUGAUCAGCCCAUCACUGUUGAGAAGCUCGAGUGCACUUUCGACGCCAAGAAGUUUGGCAUGACCUUUAAGAAGGACGCCGGUACCAUCAAGGACACUCUCCUCGCCUCGGACAAGGAGCGCCUCCAGUGCGUCAAGGACGAGCUCGAAAAGGACGGCAAGAGCAAGGUCAAGUGCUCUGACGGUAAGACUUACGAGAUCACCGCGGACCUUGUCCAGAUCAACCCCAAGACGGUUGUCGAGCACGUCCGCGAGUUUGUCCCCAACGUCAUUGAGCCGUCGUUCGGCAUCGGCCGUAUCCUCUACUCGCUUCUUGAGCACUCGUACUGGGCUCGUGAGCAGGACAAGGCUCGUGGCGUCCUCUCAUUCCCCGUCAUCGUCGCGCCCAUCAAGGUACUCAUCGUCGCCAUCUCAAACGACCCCAAGCUCACCGCGGUGAUCCACGACCUCACCCGCAAGCUGCGCAAGUUUGGCAUUGCGUCGCGUGUUGACGACUCUGGCGCGUCCAUCGGCAAGAAGUACGCGCGUAACGACGAGCUUGGCACGCCGUUUGGCUGCACGGUUGACUUUGCCACCCUCCAGAACGGCACGAUCACGCUCCGCGAGCGUGACACGACGUCGCAGCUUAUUGGUAAGAUUGACGAUGUGAUUGCGGUCGUCGACGAGCUCGUCAAGGGCACGCUCGACUGGGACAGCGCAAGCAAGAAGCUCGAGGUAUACAGCGGUGUCCAGGAUGUCGAGUAG